GCAAAAUCCAGACUCUUCUUCUUCUCACUAUAAAUAUGCUUCGCAAACUCUCAAUUUCAUCAUCCAGUUGUAGUUCAAGUCUCUCUUUAUUUGUGUUCAUUCGCUAAUACCUUUUUAGUUUUCAGUUACCUUAAUCAUCCAAAAAAAAAACAAUGUCGCUCAUUCCAAGCUUCGGUGGUCGACGAACCAAUGUCUUCGAUCCCUUCUCUCUCGACAUUUUCGAUCCAUUCGAUGGAUUCUUCAACUCCACACUCGCCAACUAUCCUUCUUCUGCAGCACGCGAAACCUCGGCAUUCGCCAACACGAGGAUUGAUUGGAAAGAGACACCGGAAGCUCACGUUUUCAAAGCCGAUCUUCCGGGCCUGAAGAAAGAGGAAGUGAAAGUCGAGGUCGAAGAGGGUAGGGUUCUCCAGAUCAGUGGAGAGAGAAGCAAGGAACAAGAGGAGAAGAACGAUAAGUGGCACCGCGUGGAGAGAAGCAGUGGGAAGUUUCUGAGGAGGUUCCGGUUGCCGGAGAAUUCAAAGAUGGAUGAGGUGAAAGCCAGCAUGGAGAAUGGAGUGCUGACUGUGACUGUGCCUAAGGUGGAGGUGGAGAAGAAGCAGGAGGCCAAGACCAUUGAGAUCUCUGGGUUCAAGGAGUUUGUGAAAGAUGAUCUUGUAAGUGAUUUUAUGUUGAAUGUGAGUGUUUAUCUUUUGAGUUGUUCAAUGUUUUUCUCUUGA
Ilex paraguariensis (yerba mate) is the source of this 719-nucleotide messenger RNA. Lineage: Eukaryota; Viridiplantae; Streptophyta; Magnoliopsida; Aquifoliales; Aquifoliaceae. The record is from the annotation of a GenBank genome assembly.